This is a messenger RNA of Gopherus flavomarginatus (Mexican gopher tortoise), 1696 nucleotides long. It is a transcript of the gene ANXA7, whose product is annotated as annexin A7. The coding region runs from base 101 to 1471 and encodes 456 amino acids. Gene Ontology annotation, cellular component: cytoplasm. Lineage: Eukaryota; Metazoa; Chordata; Testudines; Testudinidae. Gene Ontology annotation, molecular function: calcium-dependent phospholipid binding; calcium ion binding. The transcript is spliced from 13 exons. The record is from RefSeq and is a predicted model, not a curated record.
CUUGCGCUGCCUCGGGGCGGGUCCCGGGGAAGGGGCGGGGGCGGCCCGGCCCUACAGGCUCCAUUUUGCGAGUGCGGAGGCAGCGAAUUGACGGCUCAGAAUGUCAUACCCAGGCUAUCCUCCUUCAGGCUAUCCUGCUUUCCCUGGAUAUCCUCCUACAGGACAAGAGUCUGUUUAUCCACCUGCUGGUCAAUAUCCCUAUCCAUCUGUUCCUGGAGGCUUCCCUCCUGUGGGAGGUGGUGCAUAUCCUGCAGCGCCACCGAGUGGUGGGUUCCCAGGAGCUGCAGGAUACCCUGCACCUGGAAGCUACCCUGGAGCUCCCCAACCUGGGGGGAUGCCAUCUUAUCCCGGAGCUCCUACAGGUCCUGGAUUUGGUGUCCCCCCUAAUGGAUCUAGCUUUGGUGGUUAUCCUCAACCUUCAUCUCAAAGCUAUGUGGGAGGUGGACCAGCACAAAUACCAGUGGGAUACCCUGGUGGACAAGUACCUUCCCCAAUGCCUAGUCAGCCUGCAGCAAUGACUCAAAGUACUCAGGGCACAAUUCGAGCUGCGCCCAACUUUGAUGCUGGGAGGGAUGCAGAAAUACUGCGCAAGGCUAUGAAGGGAUUUGGAACGGAUGAGCAGGCUAUCAUUAAUGUUGUGUCCAAUCGCUCCAGUGAUCAAAGGCAAAAAAUCAAGGCAGCUUUCAAGACUAUGUAUGGCAAGGAUUUAAUUAAAGAUCUGAAGUCUGAACUAAGUGGAAACAUGGAAGAACUGAUAUUAGCCUUGUUCAUGCCACCUACCUAUUAUGAUGCCUGGAGUUUACGUCAUGCAAUGAAGGGAGCUGGCACUCAGGAAAGAGUGUUGAUUGAGAUUCUUUGUACAAGGACGAACCAGGAAAUUCGAGACAUAGUCAGGACUUACAAAACAGAAUUUGGAAGAGACAUUGAACAGGAUAUCAGAGCAGAUACCUCAGGACACUUUGAACGAUUACUUGUAUCUAUGUGCCAGGGCAAUCGGGAUGAGAAUCAAUCAGUGAACUACCAAAAAGCUCAGGAAGAUGCUCAGCGCCUCUACCAAGCUGGUGAAGGGAAACUUGGAACGGAUGAGUCUUGCUUUAACAUGAUUCUGGCAACUAGAAGUUUCCCCCAGCUAAAAGCUACAGUUGAAACAUAUUCUAAGAUUGCCAAUCGUGAUCUGUUAAGCAGCAUUGGCCGGGAGUUUUCUGGAAAUGUAGAAAAUGGCUUGAAGACCAUUGUGCAAUGUGCUCUAAAUCGCCCGGCCUUUUUUGCUGAGAGACUUUACUAUUCCAUGAAAGGAGCUGGCACAGAUGAUUCUACACUUGUCAGAAUUAUAGUCACUCGCAGUGAGAUUGAUCUUGUACAGAUCAAGCAGCUGUUCACGCAGAUGUACCAGAAGACUUUGGCUACAAUGAUAUCAAGUGACACAAGUGGUGACUACAGGAAGUUGCUGCUGGCAAUCGUUGGUCAAUAGAAAAGAUUUACAUUUUAACAAAGUGAAGGACAUGUAAUGAGCUUAUUAGGGAGACAAAUAACUAGCCUUGCAUGUAACAAAGAAUGAUUUUCAAUAUUGCAUAACCAAAUAUGCCUUCUUAAUUAUGAAUGAUUUAAGAGUUUUUAUUUUGCACAUAUGGUUGCCUUAAUUUAGAGCACAUUUAUACUUUACUAUAUAAAAAUAAGAUGUAUCUACUGUCAUUUA